AUGGGUAAAACAGAACUCCCGGGGGUGGCACUCAUUUCUGGCUCGGGCUCGGGCAUCGGGCGAGCAACGGCUCUAGCAUUUGCGGAAGCAGGCUGCACACGCUUCGCGCUCCUUGACUUGAACGAAGAAGGGCUCUCGACUACCAAAAAGCUCAUCGAGGAGGCGGCAGUUGGAAGCAACAGCUCUCUGAAAAUCCACACCUACAAGUGUGAUGUUUCCAACCCAGACAGUAUCACGCGGGCCUACGCCGACGCCAAGGAGACAUUCUCCCGUCUCGACUAUGCCGUGCAUUGUGCAGGGAUCAUUCUCUUUGGCCGUUCCACCGACUAUUCCGUCGAGGAUUUCGACAGGCAGAACAGCGUGAAUUACCGCGGCCUGUGGCUGUGUUCCCGCGAAGCUCUGCGCACCAUGAGCACUCAAUCUCUGGAUUGCGACGCUUAUCCCGAAGCUCAGAUUCCGCCCACUCGCGCCCAGCGCGGUAGCAUUGUCAACAUCUCCUCCGGUCUCGCACUAGUGUCGCAGUCCAACUGUCCUGCAUACUGCGGUGCCAAAGCCGGCGUGUUGGCGGUCACCCGCUCCGAUGGAAUCGACUAUGCCUCUGAACGGAUCCGGGUAAAUGCUGUCCUGCCAGGGAUCGUGGAUUCUCCAAUGACGAACCCGGACCCUGGAACCAGGAAGUGGCUCGAGGACAACGCGGUCAAGAACACGCCGAUGAGGAGAUUCGGACUGCCCGAAGAAAUCGCCGAUGUUUGUGUCUUUUUGGCGAGCAAUAAGGCAAGCUUUGUUACUGGGGCGGGCUGGUGUGCUGACGGCGGGUUCGUUGCUGGGAUGGCAUAUUGA
Messenger RNA from Fonsecaea multimorphosa CBS 102226, 840 nucleotides. RefSeq lists its product as uncharacterized. The transcript has a single exon. The record is from RefSeq and is a predicted model, not a curated record. Gene Ontology annotation, molecular function: oxidoreductase activity, acting on the CH-OH group of donors, NAD or NADP as acceptor. Lineage: Eukaryota; Fungi; Ascomycota; Eurotiomycetes; Chaetothyriales; Herpotrichiellaceae. The coding region runs from base 1 to 840 and encodes 279 amino acids.